AUGUCGUCCUUCACCGCGAUUAAUGUUACAGAUGAUGAGUUGGAUAUUGAAGAGCAUACUAGAGAACUUCAGAUCGAACAUGCAUUAGAGGUCUUUGACAAAGCACUAAAAUUCCAGAAAGACCGUUGUUUUGAGUCAGCCUCCGAGCUGUAUGAUGCUUUGUUUGAAAUCGAGAUCAUCAGCUCCAGAAAUGAUACCCACAACCCAAUGAUUGAGCAGCUUAAAUUCAUGGCUUAUAGAAAUAGAGGCUUUUUGAAGGUUGGUGAACUUUUCGACGAGCUUGAGGACGAUAAGGAGGUUGUAGAAUUAAAAGAAUGUGAUGAUACGGUAGGUGAGAAAGUCGCAGGUGGUCAAAAUGGCACAAUUGUUGAGCAAGAUGAGGAUCAUGACAUACUGAUUUCACGAUACCACCGACUUCUAUCAGCUAUGGAUGAUCUAACAACUGCCCUAAAUCAUGGUGAAGGAGAUCUCAAGCUUAUGCAAAUUAUCACCGAGAUGUUUACCUUUUAUGGUUUGAAUCGUGCUGCAAGGUUUGGUUUCGAGUAUAAGAUCAAGCCAUCCGAAAUAGACGGCGGUGUCAAUCCAAAUCAUAACACAGAUGAUCUUAAUUGGAACAUAUCUGAGCCGAGAACUCUUCUUCCGAACCAGGUCCAGUUCAUAAGUCGGUUCAAAGAGCUCAUGCUAAGGAUUGGAGACAGGUAUAGUGAGAUAUUUCUCGAAGUUAGCAAAGUUCUCGACAAUUCUUUAGCCCAGAGGAUACUCUCAACACGAAAAAUGCAGACCCUUGAUUUCAGCAAGAUAAUAUCGAAAGAAGAGUUUUCCCGUCUUAGACAUUCCCAUGCUCAAUCUUCUGUUGUGUCUGUGCCGUAUAAUAGGCAGAAUAUGUAUGAUAUCUCUGCACUGCUUGAAAAUUUGGAGGCUGUAAUACCGAAUGCAAAAGGAAAAGCUGGUAAUUUGCAUUUUCCUGAUGACUACAUAUACACAAGCAAGCCGAUAGACAGAAUAAGCAUAGAUUUUAAGUUGGUUGAGGAGCCUAGAGAUCAAGAUGAGAAAAAACAGCUGAAAGACACAUCACUACCAGAUGGAAAAGAGACGAUAGUGAUUGACGAUGAUGUAGAGCAAGAGAAAUCUUUAAAUGAAAUGAAUAAGGCAACUACAGAGAAAGAUCAACUCCCAUCGGUAAAUUCCGAGGAGCUGACGUUGGCUCAAAGAAUUGCUGUGAAAAGAUUAAGAUCCAGAAACGAAGCUAAGAUUGAUGAGUUGACACCGGAGCUAUUUAAAGAUCAGGCGAAAUUUCUGGAUGAGUUCUCAAAAUACAUUGAGCUAUGCCAGAUUAAGCUGCCCAAACAAGAUCUCAUUCAGACCGUCAUCUCUGGAUCAUUGAAGAAUAAGAAUGUUGAUUUCAGAAUAGUCAACUUUCAGUACUACCUAAAUCAUUGGAAAAGUGUACAAUCAAAAUCAUUAUUGACCGAUUUUGCUCCUGUAUCCUCUUCUGAGAAGAAGGAAUCAGCCAGCGAUGAUGAUUAUAUGACCAUGCGUAACAAGUCCAUAGAAGAUAUCUUGAAUGUGAGCUCUUCGAGUGAAGAUUCCGAAAGAACACCUUCUGCAUCCAGUUUAGAUGCAGGCUGCAUUUUCAAGAAGUUAACAGAUUUCAACAAAACCGGGGGACACUUAUAUCAGUUGAGAUGGAUUGUCAUUGAUUAUCUGCUAGGUCCAAUUGGAGAUAAAGGAGGGAAUCUGGUCACAAAUGGCUCCAUUACAGAUGCCGCACUUUUGUCUUUAGAAGGCAUUACUUUCUCCAUGAAUGAGCUGUUAUACAAACAUUAUGAGGCCAAAUUGGAAGAUCCACGCAUAGAAAACGAUAUGGGUAGCUGGGAAGUUGCACUAUCGAUCUUUGAGCUUUUUGUCAAUUGCUAUUUGAGAAUUCUAAAGCGGGAUAAAGAGGAAGAGUCAACGGAUAUGCUUACCUUCGAUGAAGAUAUUGGUCACAUUGUUGAGCGUUGGGAAACACUAUUUGACGAUUUGUUUAGUUUUGUUGAUUAUCAAUCCGUUUCUCCACAGCUUUGGCUAAGGUUCUCUUGGGCCAAGUCGUGUCUUUUACGGAAUAAGCCUGAACUUAGCACCAAAGAUGUGAGUUCGUUGCUCUCAAAAAUGUCUAAAGUUGGAGAAAGAGCGAAAUUCGACAUCCCUAUGGUGAACUAUGACUUUAUUCCGGCCUUAAACUUGAAUAGCAUAAGAAUCCAGUUGUCUAAGAUGGACGUUUUAGAGGCUUUUACCAACGAUGACAAGUCCAACAAGAUAUUGGAAAGAAUUCUACUGCAAAAAGGACCAUCUUCUGAAGAGACUGAUACAGAAAUAGAGAUGAGAAAACUUAUGGAGAAUUCGCCAACUCUGUUGAAAUUGCGGCUCUGGUCCAUACUCUUGACCUUUUACCAGAAUGAGUACAACAUUCAGUCUUACAAGAUUGGAUUUGGCCACGUGUUGUCCAUCUUGGUCAAGGAGUUGAAUGCAUUAAAGCAAGAAGAUGCUGACACUUUGGGCGUCAACAAGAAGUUGCUCAAGAUUUUAGGCGUGUUUUGCUAUCUUGCGAAGCGAUAUGUUAGUUUCCUAUCCAGCGAGAAAUGGAAUGUGAAGUCGGCUCCAAGUGACAGAGAGGUGUUGGAGAAGCUUAUGAUAUUUACACGUUUUGCAUAUGUAUUUCUCCUCCAUGAGGAUACAGCGGAGAUGGUCUCAUUUCGGCAUACGCUCAAGAAAGAUUUUGCAAAAGCAUACGAGUGCCUUGUCAGCCUGACUGUACUCAGCUACACUUUGGUGCUUGUAUACUAUGAUUUUACUUUGUGUGACCCAUCUCCAGACAAGAUCAAUGAUUUCUACAGCAUUAUUCACGUUCAACUUGGUGUGAGGCAUAUCUGCAACAGUUCAGGGGGCUACUUGUUAGAUUACAUGCAGCAGAAGCUAUCUGAGCUUCUUUGGGAAUAUUCGGACCGGGACUUUUUCCAGAUUGUGCACUGCCGGUAUGGGAUUCAGGUCUCGAUGGAGUACUAUGAGGCGUAUGACCACCAGACGGAAAAAACGGAGAUGACCGACACGGAUGCAAUUGCCGUCAGCAGGUAUGUGAUUCCCUACUGCUACAGGAAAAAGCACCCGCUUUUGAACCCUCCUAGAAACGACAUAAAGUCUAUCCUUGACAUGGUGUACGAGAGUGUCGGAGAUCUGCCUGGAAUAGACGCAAGUGUAAGAAGAAACAACAGUAUCAUUACGAGAUUUUUGGAUAACACUGUUCUUGACAUGGAUAUUAUAUCCGAUGCAUUUGACGGCAAGUUUGAGAUGGCUUUAAGUGUUCCUGACUGUCUACAAGUGCAGGCAGCAAAGAACGGUGUAUAUUUCAUGCAAGGACUAAUGGCCUUGCACACAUUCCGCAUUAGGAGAGGAGCCAUGCAGGGCCGUUCUGCAGAUCUUGAUUUUGUCAUUAAAAUGCUCCAGAUGGACUUAUCGUCUGGCUCGCAUCGCAUUGAUAGCUGGCUUCUUUUGGGUGAGGCGUACUCCUAUCUUGUUGAGGAUGAUAUUAUAUGGACGUCUGACAAGCUCAAUAACGAGGAGAAAAAGAACUAUACUGCUUCUGUUCAAAAGCAGGCAAUCCUAUGCUACCUUGUGGCAUUUAGCUUGUAUCAGCACUACAAGUUGCUACGAAACGAAGAGAGAAAAACAGAAGAAACACUCGAAGUCUUGAAGCAAGGAGCGAAGUUUGAGCCUUUGGCUCCAACACUGUGGAAUUUACUUGGCCGGGAACUUUAUGGUGCUUGGAUGAAGCCGAUGUGCAAACUUGCAUUCCGUGUCAGUGCCUCCCACACACAUCUUUUGGGCUCACCUUUCCCAUCCAACUCUAUAAUCAAGGAUUCUGGAAACAGUACGACAAUUCUUGAUGGAACAAAAAUUAUGUCUGACACCGUCUUUUAUCAGAUACUUGAGUUGGUCUUUAGCCGCGCUUAUUGCUCAAAUGGCUCAGACUGGUACAGCCUCAUGUAUUUGGCCAAGGUUCAGUUGAAGCAGAGAGAUCGACAUCGUUUCCAAUCGAUACUGCCCAACUUAUUGCUUUCAUGCCUUGUCGGAUUAAAGGAAAGCACUAGAGAGGACCCUAUUGUAGAGCCACACUAUGUUUACUGCUCUGCUCUCUAUCGGGCCUUUAAACAUGGUGAAAUUGGUUAUUCGUCAGCACUUGAACUUCUCAAGAAGGAUCCUAUCUUUGCCGAAGUUCUUCCGGAGACUGUGGUAAGUAAUAAUGAUUUUCUUGAGUCGUUGAUCACCGCGUUGAGAAAAUGCUUGUCGUACGAUAAGAAAAAGUGGCAGCACAAGCCACGCUACAAGAUUGCAAGAAUCUAUCUUGACGAUUUCAAAGAUCUUGAGUCCAGCAAGAAGGAAAUGGACUCGAUCAUUAACCUCAAACCAACAGUGAGAAGUUUGAGCACAAUUUGGAAACCGGACAACGAACGCCCUGGUAAGCACUUUGUGUACAACUUCAUGUAUAUCAACUUCUACAUCGAGAUGUUGGACUACACUGCCGACAUUUAUCCAAUGAUCUAUCUCAUCAAGAAGUUGAGGAAGUUGGGCUCUAGCAUGAUUGGGCAGGUUAAGACUUUUGACUCGGCAGUUGCCAAAGCGUGUGUUAUGAUAAAGAAGAUUAUGUACAUCCACCCUGGGUACUUGGACUUGCAAAUUACCCAGAUGGUGUACUCGGAGUUCAUCAAUUACUCGAAAGAGUUCAUUGAAUCCUUAAAGGGGAAGACCGAAUUCACCGAGUGGGAGAAAUCGACCAUUUUCUUUUUAAAUGAGGCGUACGAGUUUCGUAAAAUGGCAAAUGGAUUUGCCGCAACCGGAAUUAUUGAUGACUGCUACCACAGUCUAUAUCUGACGUUGUUCAUGCCCUAUCUUCAAAGGAAGCUUUUGGAGGUUAAGCCUAAUCGUGAGAGUACUCAAGAAGAGUUGUCAUCAAGCCAAUCAUUGGAGCUUGUUUCCGAUAGCAGAUUCAAGCAGGUCAGUUUAAAAUCACCGGGUUCUGGGCCAAGAGAGAAAAUUAGGGUUGCGAGAAGAGACAUCACUCCAUUCUGUGUCAAGCUAAUAAAAACCCUGGCUCCCAUUCUCAGCCAGUUGAGAAAAGAGGCUUUCAAAGGUAACUUUCUUCCGUAUGACAAGGAAUUGGUUCUUGAAAACAGAGAGUAUGAUAAUGUUGCCUCUGCUAAUACUUUAAACUGGGAAUAUGGCAUUAAGGAAACUGAUAAAUCGGCCAAUGAUGCAGCUGAUAUUGUUAAAGCAAAGUACCUUGUUACAAAGUAUAGUAACCUUCCAGAUUCAACACUAUCAAGGUUAAGGGAUGAGUUUGAUAUCAGUCUGGAUAUGGAAUCGAUUUUCAAUAAUGAUCAAGCGCCGAAUGCGGAGAUAUUUGAUGUCGGUGAAGUUUCUGGAUCAGAAAACUCUGGAGAGGGAAAGGAUAUGGUAAAGAAUGCUGAAAAAGAUGCAAGUGUUGAAAAGGGUGCAAGUUAUGAAAAGAAUACAAAUUCCGACAAUAACAAAUCCAAAGCAUUGGAAGGUGCCCAGAGUUCAGAGGUUAAGCCAAUUGAUAAAAUAAAUGAAGAUCAAAUUAAGGUAAAAGAGUUCGAGAAGCAGGACAAAAAUGCGUUAAAUGCACCGGAGAUCAUUAAUUUGGAUGAUGAUAGUGAUUUCGAUGUCAAAGAAAGCGAGAAUACGCAUCAAUCCAAGUUGACAGAAUUCUUUUCUGGAAAGCACAAGCAUGAAGUUGUGGAGCCAAUAACAGAAAUCGAGAAAUACCCAGUAAAGAGGAGGAAACUCGUUAUCUCUAGAAAUUUCCAAACCAAAAAGCCAGAGCCGGUGCAAGAAGAAAGCAAGCCGAAAUAUGAAGAUGUUGAAGAUGUUGAAAAUACGAAGAAAGACUAA
Messenger RNA from Brettanomyces bruxellensis, 5949 nucleotides. RefSeq lists its product as uncharacterized. The transcript has a single exon. Lineage: Eukaryota; Fungi; Ascomycota; Pichiomycetes; Pichiales; Pichiaceae. Gene Ontology annotation, biological process: chromatin organization. Gene Ontology annotation, cellular component: HIR complex; nucleus. Gene Ontology annotation, molecular function: nucleosome binding. The coding region runs from base 1 to 5949 and encodes 1982 amino acids. The record is from RefSeq and is a predicted model, not a curated record.